Messenger RNA from Antrostomus carolinensis (chuck-will's-widow), 4434 nucleotides. It is a transcript of the gene TEX14, whose product is annotated as testis expressed 14, intercellular bridge forming factor. Gene Ontology annotation, biological process: mitotic spindle assembly checkpoint signaling; intercellular bridge organization; attachment of spindle microtubules to kinetochore. The coding region runs from base 1 to 4434 and encodes 1477 amino acids. Gene Ontology annotation, cellular component: kinetochore; intercellular bridge; midbody. NCBI's taxonomy places the organism in Eukaryota, Metazoa, Chordata, Aves, Caprimulgiformes, Caprimulgidae. Gene Ontology annotation, molecular function: protein binding; protein kinase activity; ATP binding. The record is from RefSeq and is a predicted model, not a curated record. The transcript has 32 exons.
AUGAUGUGGAAGUCCUUGGUGCUCAGGCUGGAUCCAGAGGUGUACAGGAUAGAUGAGCGGUGGUGUGUUUUUGUUGAUGCUGUAAAUUCCAUGGGCCAAACGUCUCUCUUCACUGCUGCGUUGCUCGGUUUUGGUAAAAUAGUGGAUAUUCUCUUGGAUUACGGCUCAGAUGCUAAUCAUCGCUGUUACGAUGGAAGCACUCCAGUCCAUGCAGCUGCCUUCUCAGGGAAUCAGUGGAUUCUCAGCAGGUUAUUGGAUGAGGGAGGUGAUCUGAGAGUACAUGAUAAAGAUGGAAAAAAUCCUCAGUACUGGGCUAUGUCAGCUGACAGCGAAAGGAGUGCUCAGAUACUGGAAUUUAUACAGCGUUGUACAUUCCACAUGCAGGCUGCCAUUCAAAAUUUUCCCUCUGAUCUACUCAGGAGGGUUGGCUCCUCGAAAGCUCUGGUCUGCAGCCCGUCUAGGUUUGGUGGUCUUGUUCAAGGAAAUGUUCACAGUCCUCUGGGUAGAUUUCUAAAAGGUGGAGCUAAUGCAGCCAAGAACAUUUACAGCUUUGGCUUUGGGAAGUUUUAUCUUGCAGGCAGCAGGCAUCUGGGGUACUUGGCAUCUCUUCCUAUUAUUGGGGAAAAAGACCUGGUUCAGGCACAUGAUGAACCAGCAUUUUCUUACCACGUUGGACCGUACAUGAUCAUGACACACUUCAUGUGGGGAGGCAGCAGAGUUACAGUGAAGGAACUCGCCUUAGACCCCCAUCAGAAAUGUUGUAAACUACGCUUAGCUGAUCUUCUCAUUGCAGAGCAGGAACAUAGCAGUAAACUCCGGCAUCCUCAUUUGCUACAGCUGAUGUCUGUUUGUCUGUCUAGUGACUUGAGGAAAACCCGUUUAGUGUAUGAAAGGGUUCACUUUGGUUCUCUGCACAGCAUCCUUCAUGAAAGGCGUACAGAAUUCCCAGUGCUGCACUUGGAGACGAUUUUGCACGUGCUGCUUCAAAUCAGUGACGCUCUGCGUUUUCUACACUCCCGUGGAUUUAUCCACCGUUCAGUUACCUCCUAUGCUAUUCAGAUUGUUUCUUCUGGUGAGGCCAAGCUGUGCAACUUGGAGUACAUGAUUGAGAGCAAAGAUGGUGGAGAACACAGUGAUCUGACACGUAUUCCUGUCCCAGUCCAGCUGUAUAAGUGGUGCUCUCCUGAAGUAAUCCUUGAAAAAGCUGUCACGGUCAAAUCGGAUAUUUAUAGCUUCUGUGCAGUGGUGCAGGAGGCCUUGACAGAGACCCCUCCCUGGAAGGGUGUUGAAGACUCUCUUAUUAAACAGCUCAUCAUUUCGGGACAACAGUUAGAAGCAGAUGUCAGACUUCCUACGCCCUAUUAUGAUAUUGUAAAGUCAGGACUAGAACCUAAACAGAAGAACCGCUCCGUCGAACUUCAGGCUAUUCAUUAUGUACUGAAACAUGACUUAAAGGACUUAAUGAAGUCUCAGACUGGUCAUGAUGAAAUGUCAAAAGCACAAAGACCCACUGUUUUUGCAGAUGUGAACAUCUGUUUGGCAUCAGCUUUUAGCUACCAGAAGAAAACACAGGAAUGGCAGGGAAGAGAGAUAACAAAGGCUGACAGCUCUACUGCCCCAAGGUACUCUUUUUUUCCUGAGGAGAAGAUUGCUUUAGUGGACCAAGGGGCAUCAACCAGUCUACAACCAGUUGCACAGGACAAAAAUAGUGAUGGAGCUUCUGAACUCCAGAUGACCAGCAGUGUCAGUGAUGUGGAUGACAGCCUCUGUAGCUUUGAAAUCAAUGAAAUCUUUACCAAUUAUGCAGAAUUUGACGAAGACUUCCUGGAAGAGGGAGCUGGAUUAGGUCAAAUUCUAAAGGAUGAAAAAAGGCAGCAAAAGGAAGAAGAUAAGGCUGCCCUCAGAGACAUGUGUGCGUCCCCUGGAGAACACUGUGAGGAAGAGUCAGUUUUUGAGGAAGGAGGUUCUUCAGAAUCGGGUACAGAGUACACUACAGAAGAGGAGGAGAGGAUAAGUGAGGCCUCUGACCUCUGUGUGCUGGCACAAGUGGGAGGAGAUGCUGGGAAAAGAAUGAGUAAUCUGUCCCAAAAUGAGCAGCACAUCAGCAAAUGUGUCCUUAAUUUAAAGAUUGUUCAGAGCAUGUUGCAGCAAACAGCAGAUUCCCUGUACAGAACAGAGAAGAUACUGGACAAAUUCGAGGCUACUGAAAAACAAAAGAAGCUGUUCCAGGAAAUAAGAAUGAGGCACACUUUUCAAGGACACUGGAACAGAUCUGAUGAUAUUUCCCAAAAUACUGAUAACCCUUUUUCUGGAGCUAAUACUUUAUGGAAGGCUGUAGGUCCACCAUCAAGUGACUAUGUUCCACCACUGUUACCGUGUCAGGCACAACGAGCAUUGGGUGGAGACACUUUCCAAGCUGUCUCAAAGACAACAAAGGAAAUGGAGGCAAUUCGAAAUGAAAAGUGGAAGUGCUUUUGUGAGAUGACUAAGAGUAAAAAUGAAAACAGCCAUCAUGAUCUCAGCUUCAGUGUGGUGAAAAGCCUGGAUGCUCAAAUGAACCUAGACCAUGAGCUUUUACUCCCACAUUUAUGUGUAAGAUGCAAAAAAACCUUGAACUUGCAGUGUCAGAGAGGAGGUGGUUUGCAUUCUACAGCAAGUGGAGGUGAAGAAGAGAAGUGGUAUGAUCCAAAAUCAAGAUCUGAAUUUUACAGUACAAAACUAAGUGAGGAGAGAAGGAUUGUGCCAUCAGAAUGGAGGACUGAAGUAAAGCAAAUGGCCAGAAGAGUGGCCUCAGGACAACUAGAACUUGGCUGUCCAUGUCCAACCAGUGAAUAUACAUCUGAAAGUGAAGCAGAGAGUAUACAGGAAGCCUUUCAAGAUGUCACUGUUAGAGUCCAAAAAAGUCAAGACCAACAAGGAUAUAGGUGGCAGACAGGUAAUAAUGUUGAGCCUUGGAAUCUGGGCAGUGAGGAUAGGUCUGAAUCUGAGGAGAGUGAUCUGGAGUCUACAUUCAAAAGUUCUGGAGGAGGAAGUUGCCAGUCGUUAUCACAAGAUGAACAAGCAGAGUCUGGAAUAGUAAUUCAUGAGAAUUCAGUCCUUCCUCAACAAACUGAGAAUCUCUCUAGAGGGCAUUCAAGGGAAUCGCAUUGUUCCCUUAAUUCAUCUCUUAAAGUGUCUGAAGAAUUCUUCACCCCUGAUCCUCAUUAUUCCCUCUCUCCUACUACUCAGGGACGUUCAGAACUAGAGACCUUAGAUGCUGAGGGCAAAUUAGAAGAUGCUUGUGAAGGAUAUUUACAGAAGAGGUUACCUGAAGAUGCAGGAUCAGGUAUUCAGGUUUCAGGAGGAAAAAUAAUAUUCUGCAUCACAGCGGUGCAGAACUCUGGCAGUAACACGCUAGGAGUGAAUCAGCUUAGCCAUGUGCCUGUAGCCAGUGUUGAAGCAGCACAAGAAGUAAUACUGUGGGAGCCACAGGAAGAAUGCAAAGAAAAAUAUGUAUCAGAGACAGAUAUUCAGGAUUUGUCAAGUAUCCCCUGUGAGCAAGAGAACUGCUACAGGGAUAUAGAUUGUAAAACACCCAGAGUGAGUCGUGCACCAACCAGCGUCAGCACUCCACUCAGCUCAGAAAAGAUUCCAAUAGCCCUUGAGAAAUACAAACACUGCCACGAAGUAGCUUCAGAUUCUUCCUUUUGGUGUUCUCAAGAGAUCUCCUCUGCAGCCUCCAGGACAUUCACUACAGCCUAUGAAGGGGAAAGGAGCACUGAAAUUCCCUUGGUUGCUUCAGGAGUUUGCUCAUCUGAAUUGAAUGAACCUGAUGGGUUGCAAGUAGUUGCUUCAUCCUUGAGAAGCACCAGGAAGGCACCUGCACUCUCACAGGCAUCUAAGCACUUCAUUGAUGAGCUGCCUCCACCAGCCCAAGAGCUGCUGGAUGAAAUUGAAUAUUUAAAGCAGCAAGAUUCCGUCACUCAAGACUUUAAAGAGAAGGGAUUGUAUGACAGCGGAGUGCCAAUAAAUGUUCCCGAUCAAAUUAAAAUGGAAGACAGAGAGUCAGAAAAAGAAUCUGAGAGAAGUGAGAAGAGAAAUGAUAGUUCAUGGACUAAGGAGUCAUUUGAUCUAGCAGAGGAAACAGAAAGGGCUCACUCUACUCUUGAUGAUAUUUUAGAAAUAAUGAUCCAUGCAGUUCCUGGAGAUGAGGAGAUCCAAGAACAACCUCUGGGACACCCUCUAGGGGCGGCAAGCCUGCAGGAUCCAGGAGAUGUUGGAAGGAAGAAGGGAGUAGAGGAAGGUGGAGCCGGGGCCAGAGGCGGAGCGCCAGAGAGCUGUGCAGGGAGUUCUGAAGACACGCGUCCUGAAGAUCAGAAGUCCUGCUUACACAAACAGCUGUCUUCAUCUUCGCUGUUCAGGAUAAUUGUUUUGGAUCAGAGCUCUCCUAUGUGA